CCAUACAUCCACCUAUAUAUUUUUACAUUUCUAAUAAACUAAAUCUAAUUCAAUAAUUAAACUCUUAACCCAAAUCUACAUACCCACAUAAAAACUCAAACAUCUUCACCUAAGAAACCAAAACUCUCCAAUGCUUAGACUCCUCACUCUUCAACUCCUCCUCCUCCUCCUCUUCUCUCACCUUUUAACCACCAAUGCCACCGCCACCGCCAUUACUCAACAGUUCAAAGAAGCUCCACAGUUCUAUAACUCCCCAGAUUGCCCUUCUUUUGAUCAAGAUGAGAGUGAUUCAGAAUCGGACGGUGAAGGCACCAUCUUUUGCUCCGAUCAAGCAGUCCAUGUAGCAAUGACUCUAGAUACAGCAUAUAUACGUGGUUCCAUGGCGGCAAUUCUCUCUGUUCUUCAACACUCCUCUUGUCCCCAGAAUGUUGCCUUCCAUUUCGUAGCUUCUGCUUCUGCCAACGCCUCUCUCCUGCGCACCACCAUCUCCUCCUCCUUCCCUUACCUCAAUUUCCGAGUUUACACAUUCGAUGACUCGUCCGUGUCAAGACUCAUCUCCACCUCUAUCCGUUCUGCACUAGAUUGCCCAUUAAAUUAUGCUCGAAGCUACUUGGCCAAUAUCCUUCCUUUAUGCGUUCGCCGAGUUGUCUACCUUGACUCAGACCUCGUCCUCGUCGAUGACAUUGCAAAGCUCGCCGCUACUCCACUGGGUGAAAAAACUAUUCUUGCAGCUCCUGAAUACUGCAAUGCAAAUUUCACUUCUUAUUUCACACCAACUUUCUGGUCUAACCCUUCUCUAUCACUCACAUUUGCGGAUAGAAAAGCUUGUUACUUUAAUACUGGAGUUAUGGUCAUCGAUCUCGAUCGAUGGAGGGCAGGAGACUACACUACCAAGAUCGAAGAAUGGAUGGAGCUGCAAAAGAGAAUGAGAAUAUACGAACUGGGGUCUUUGCCACCAUUCUUGCUGGUUUUUGCAGGGAAUAUUGUACCUGUUGAUCACCGGUGGAACCAGCACGGGCUCGGCGGUGAUAAUUUUAGAGGUCUCUGUAGGGAUUUACAUCCGGGUCCUGUUAGUCUCUUGCAUUGGAGCGGUAAAGGGAAGCCAUGGGCUAGACUCGACGCUAACCGGCCAUGUCCUUUGGAUGCUCUAUGGGCUCCAUACGAUCUCUUGCAAACUCCCUUUGCGUUGGAUUCUUGAAGACAUAUAGAAACAGCCUAUAUAUGCUGCUCUUUCCGGAAUCUGGCCGUCGGCACAGCACAGAGAAGAGGGAGGGAUCUGAAACAGAUGAAGAUGAUAUAUAUACAGAUAUGUUACAGUUUCCAAGUUUUAAUUAGGUAAGUUUCUUCUGUAGAUGAUUAUAGAGGUGUUCAUAUACAUCUAUGAAGAAUGUUGAAAUUAUCAUCACUUGAAUGGUACAGAGAAGGAAAAAUUUUACUGCCUUUCAAAUAAGGAAGAACCCAGAAAAGAGAGAAGGGGGGAUUCAUGAACUUCCGCCAUAGCUGGUCAAUUAAUUGUAUCAAAGAGAGCUGUUUUGCGUAGUUUCAUGAAUCAUUAUUUUGUUUAAUAAGAAUAAUCUAAAUAUUUUCUGUAAUUCCUUUUUUUUUUCCUAAUAUAAAUUCGAUGGUUAUGUAUCAUUAAUUA
Messenger RNA from Manihot esculenta (cassava), 1642 nucleotides. Its product is annotated as probable galacturonosyltransferase-like 1. Gene Ontology annotation, cellular component: Golgi apparatus. Bases 131 to 1198 code for a protein of 355 amino acids. Lineage: Eukaryota; Viridiplantae; Streptophyta; Magnoliopsida; Malpighiales; Euphorbiaceae. The record is from RefSeq and is a predicted model, not a curated record. Gene Ontology annotation, molecular function: glycosyltransferase activity. The transcript has a single exon.